CAACUGAUCUGUCGUAAUACGGAUGGGUCUCGGUGUACACCCUUCGUACGUAGCGGGAUUGGAGGGAUAUUGUAUGUUGCUUGAAUGUUUUUCUAGGUUGGAUUCACUGUGUUGCGCGGCAAAAAGCGAGGGACAAAACAAAAGCAUGUGAACAUCAUUUGGAGCUCAGGUAGUUCUAGUGCAACAGGUCCCUUCCUGAAAUUCAGCCUCCCAGACAUGGGCCUGAGGUCAGCUCAGAAGAAGCACUUCCCCUUGCGGGGCAUCGACGGCGUGGUGCAACUUUUUGAGUACGAGUUGGGAAACCCCGAGCCAGAUCUGGCCCUGCUAUCUUUGGUGCUGGGCUUCAUCGAGCACUUCCUGGCAGUCAACCGCGUGGUGCCUGUCAACGUCCCUGGAGUGCGAUUCGAACCCCUCAAGGGUGACUGCCUCAACUCCUGCUUCCCAACAGUAGACCUGGGCUUGAUAUCAGCGCUGCACGAGCGCUUCACAGCUCAGAUCCGUGGCGCAGUGGACCUGUCGCUGUACCGCAGGCCGGCUGCAGGUUCGAGCAGAGAGCUCGUGAAGAAGGUCUCCGAUGUGAUCUGGAACAGCCUGAGCCGAUCGUACUUCAAGGACCGAGCCCACAUUCAGUCUCUCUUCAGUCUCAUAACGGGCACAAAGUUGGACAGCUCUGGUGUGGCCUUUGCAGUGGUGGCUGCCUGUCAGGUUCUUGGACUGAAGGAUGUUCACUUGGCCCUGUCUGAGGACCACGCCUGGGUGAUCUUCGGCAAAGGGGGAGAGGAAACGGCUGAGGUCACAUGGCACGGCAAGGGCAACGAGGACCGGAGAGGCCAGACAGUCAGUGCUGGAGUUAAUGAGCGGAGCUGGUUAUAUUUAAAAGGAUCCUACCUGAAGUGCAACCGCAACAUGGAGGUAGCAUUCAUGGUAUGCGCCAUCAACCCAUCUUUAGAUCUGCACACAGACAGCUCCGAGCUGCUACAACUUCAGCAGAGGCUGCUUUGGCUGCUGUAUGAGAGAGGAGACUUGGACAGGUAUCCAAUGGCAAUGGGUACUCUUGCUGACCUUGAAGAUCAAGAACCUAUCUGCAAAGGAGACCCGCUCUCAAUCCAUUUAAAGGCUGUGGAGUCCGCCAAGACGUACUACAACAACGAGCAUAUCUACCCUUUCAUGUACUUGGCCGGAUACCACUACAGACACAGGAAUGUGCGGGAGGCUCUCGGGGCUUGGGCUGAGGCUGCUACAGUCAUUCAGGAUUACAACUACUGCCGCGAGGAUGAGGAGAUCUAUAAGGAGUUCUUCGAUAUAGCAAAUGAUGUCAUCCCCACCCUUCUCAAAGAGACUGCUGCUGAAAGUGGAGGAGAGGGCUCUGAGGGAGCAGAAAAGGACCAACCAAGACAGGCUGCAGCUCUCUCGGCCUUACAGGACCCGGAAUGUUUUGCGCACAUGUUGCGUUUCUACGAUGGAAUUUGUAAAUGGGAAGAGGGAAGUCCCACACCUGUGCUUCAUGUAGGCUGGGCCACUUUCCUGGUUCAGUCUCUCAGCCGUUUUGAUGCUCAGAUAAGACAGAAAGUGACAAUCAUCACCAAGGAGUCAGAGCCACAAGACGACGACGACCAAGCGAGUGACGACCCCCGUGAAGGCCGACGGAGAGGUCCACGACGUGAGUCCAGAGUAGAAGAAUCUGCAGGGCCCUCUCCACCAGCUUCCGCUGCAGCUCCGGCAUCCCAGCCUGGUCAACCCAAAAAAGUUGGCGGAGAAGGAGGUCGACGCCGUUCUUCAGCUGGUGCACGAGGGAAAGAAACAGACGGGAAGAACGAAGCGUCUCUCCCAAACAGUCCUGUCCCUUCACCUUCCCAGGCAAUGGUCCCGUCAAGUGGCCCCGUGGUGACGUUCCACAGUGAGAAGAUGAAGGGCAUGAAGGAGCUGCUCUCUGCAGCCAAGAUCAACUCCAGUGCCAUUAAGCUGCAACUCACUGCCCAGUCACAAGUUCAGAUGAAGAGGCAGAAACCCACCCCCUCUGGCGACUAUAGCCUGUCCUUCAUGAAACGCCCUCGCAAGACUCUCUAGAAAGCUCCUUGAUUGUUUUCUUUCUGGCUUACUCUUACCUCUACUAAACAUCACUUUGCCUGCAGUAUGCAGUAUUUUGAAAGUUGAUGGUGAAAAGUGUCAGCUCACGGAAUGGCUUGUCAUGUACAAGCACUGACUGUUAAUACGAUCCAUUGCUGAAUAGCAGGAUACCUCACUUCCAGCCCUCAUAAGCCACAGCACUGUAUAAUUAUUAUAAUUUUUUUCCACACACUAGCUAGAACAGCACAUUAUGAACAGACUAUUGCUAUAUUGUUUGAUUCCUUGCAAAAUAUUAAAAUAAGCAGGUGAACCCGUGAUGUCACGGCCUGCAUUUAUUCACCCAAAACAGUACCCCCAACAACUGUUCAAAUCAUCCACAACAUCAUUAGAACAGUUGUAAUUAAUUUAAUGCAUAAUAUGCAUAUUAAUUGAAUGCAUAAAAAGUGCUUAUAGUUAUUUCUUUUUCAGAGCUUUAUAUAUAUAGUAGAAAAUUCAUUUUCACAAUGUAAAGAGAUUUCACAAGGCCACUACACAUAUCCUACACAUCUGUAGUUCAAGUCAAGAUCUACAAAAUACACGUAAAAUUAUGUGUUCGAAAAGCAAAAACUUCAACUAUCCAACAAUUGUUUAAAACUGGAAUUAGAUCAUUUGGCUACAUACAAAGAAAAUUUUUAUCUUGCUGUAUUUUUAUAUUUACUUUCUUAAUAAUUGCUUAAUACAAAUUUCAAAUCACAUUGUGCCAAAGUAUGUAGUGUUUCAGUUGCAAAAAUUCCUUUUAUAAAUAUUUUACUCUUUAAGGUUUCUUAAAGGUCCCUGGUAGUCACGUUUGAGUUACAAGCUAAACUGUUUAGCAUUGCCUACAUUUUUCUUUAUUUUACCUUGUCAUAUUAGAGCUACGUAAAAUGUUCAGGUUUGCGUGUGCUUUUUCAUAUAUAAUAUCAAGGUAAAUGCUUUUCUUUUUUUUCUUUUUUUAAUUGCUGCUCUGUAUGAAACUAUUUUUCUAAUAAAGAAGUUUCAAGAAAAUGA
Molecule: messenger RNA, 3093 nt
Organism: Silurus meridionalis
Lineage: Eukaryota; Metazoa; Chordata; Actinopteri; Siluriformes; Siluridae
Gene: men1
Product: multiple endocrine neoplasia I
Exons: 10
Coding region: 217-2067 (616 amino acids)
Biological process (GO): regulation of transcription by RNA polymerase II; negative regulation of cell population proliferation; negative regulation of cell cycle
Cellular component (GO): histone methyltransferase complex; nucleus; chromatin
Molecular function (GO): transcription cis-regulatory region binding; chromatin binding; Y-form DNA binding
Source: RefSeq, a predicted model, not a curated record